Lachancea nothofagi CBS 11611 is the source of this 1077-nucleotide messenger RNA. NCBI's taxonomy places the organism in Eukaryota, Fungi, Ascomycota, Saccharomycetes, Saccharomycetales, Saccharomycetaceae. The record is from the annotation of a GenBank genome assembly.
AUGGUUUUGUUUCCUCUAGCCACGCUCGUUUGUCUUGUUUCUGUUGCCUUCGGCCUUAGUUGUGAAGAAAAAAUAGCUCCUAAGGUCAUGCUCGCCGCGAACGCCGCAGAGCUCGCCUAUAUCAAAGAAUUCAACUUUACUACGGUUGUUCAAACCGAGUUCAAUGACAUUGUUGCUUGUACCAACGACUACCAGAUCUGUCAGUUCAAUGCUACGACCCAAAUUAAGGCAGCCAUCGCUUGGACAAGUCUUAUGAACUCGAGAGCUUUUGACUUUACUCAAACUUACUUUUUAGUAAGUGGAACAGGUGGUGCCAACCCUAGGGUCGCUGCAGCAGGUGGGGUGGCUAUAUCCCGUUUCGUGAUGCAAUUUGAGAGAGGCUCCAUGUUUUUCGGUUCCGACUUGCCUGAAAACUUCACUGGAAAUUACUUCUGGGCAGGCGGACAAACCCCAUCAGUUUAUCCAUCGCUCGUUGACACAGAGCUUUUUGAAUUCAAUACAGAUUUAAUCGAUAGAAUUUUUGACCUGUCUAAAGAUUUGGAAAUGACGGAGAUUUCCGACGACCUUAUCGCCUAUCGUGAAAAAUAUGAGUAUCCAGCUGCCAGACGUUCUCCUUUCAUCGCAAAAUGUGACACCGUCGCUUCUAAUGCUUACUGGCAUGGCGAUGUCGCUGCUACAAACGUUGAGAACUACGUGAGGCUGCUAUCGAAUGGAACUGCCAACUAUUGUAACACCAAUCAAGAUGAUACUGGAAGAGCUGCUGCCAUGUUCCAUGCCGCUCGGAAUGGAAAACUGGAUUUUUCUCGUGUUGCAUUUGUCAAGGCAUUUAGUAACUAUGAUAGACCCCCACCUAGCAUGACCGCAUACCAAACGCGUAUGAUGGGAGACUCGGCAACUGACGUCGGUUUGAAAAACAGUUGGAAGGUGGUUUUGACUUUCGUAGACGAUGUUUUGAACAACUGGAGCUCAAUGUAUGCCAACGGAAUUCAAGCAACUGGCUAUGUUGGAGAUAUCUGUGACAGUAUGGGCGACCAAAUUCCUAUCUUUGUUCCAUCCAAAUGCCGUAUUUACUCUUAG